CACGGCUAUCACCCUGCCUCCGCUCCCGGCGUGCUGCCAUGUCUAUUCAGUACUCGGGCGAGGAGCAGCUGCCCAGCAGUUAUGGGGUGGCCGACUCCUUCCCUAAAGACUUCGGCUACGGGGCUGACGAGCCAGAAAUGGAUGAGAGUUCGGCCUCCCCGGAUAGCAAACCUCGGAUCCUUCUCAUGGGCAUGCGGCGGAGCGGCAAGUCCUCCAUCCAGAAGGUGGUUUUUCACAAGAUGUCUCCAAAUGAGACCUUAUUCCUGGAAAGUACCAACAAGAUCUACAAGGAUGAUAUCUCCAACAGCUCCUUUGUAAAUUUUCAGAUCUGGGACUUCCCAGGACAGGUGGACUUUUUUGACUCUACCUUUGACUAUGAAAUGAUUUUCAGAGGAACGGGAGCAUUAAUAUAUGUGAUUGAUGCCCAGGAUGAUUACAUGGAAUCCUUAACAAGACUGCAUGCCACAGUUUCUAAGGCCUACAAAGCAAAUCCUGACAUGAACUUUGAAGUUUUUAUUCACAAAGUAGAUGGCUUAUCAGAUGACCACAAGAUAGAAACACAGAGGGAUAUCCACCAGAGAGCCAAUGAUGAUCUUGCAGAUGCUGGACUUGAAAAACUUCAUCUUAGCUUUUACCUAACUAGUAUCUAUGAUCACUCAAUAUUUGAAGCAUUUAGUAAAGUUGUGCAGAAACUUAUUCCACAACUGCCAACACUAGAAAACCUGCUGAAUAUAUUUAUAUCGAAUUCUGGUAUUGAGAAGGCUUUUUUGUUUGAUGUGGUCAGUAAAAUCUACAUUGCCACUGACAGCUCUCCUGUAGACAUGCAAUCGUAUGAAUUGUGCUGUGAUAUGAUAGAUGUUGUAAUAGAUGUGUCCUGUAUAUAUAGCUUGCAUGCAGAUUGCAAUGGGAGUGCUUAUGACAAGGAAUCAAUGGCAAUUAUCAAGCUUAACAACACAACAGUUUUAUAUUUAAAAGAAGUUACAAAAUUCCUGUCACUUGUGUGCAUCCUUAGAGAAGAGAGCUUUGAAAGGAAAGGUUUAAUAGACUACAAUUUCCACUGCUUUCGUAAAGCAAUUCAUGAAGUGUUUGAAGUGGGCGCUGCUUCCCACAGGACCUUCAGUCAGCAAUCAAGCAGCCCAAAUCUCAAUGCUGUGACUCAUAAUGGCACACCGGCCAAUGCUGUUUAAUACCUGACCUACUGGCCUUUUUACUAUGGAACUAAUAGCGAGAGCACUCUGCUCGAGGGACAUUGCAAUUCGUUUGUGACCAAGCCAGUCUGAUAUAGUGUUAUGGAAUGACCAUUGUGGAAUUCUAGUCUCUGAUAUAUCUAUACUGUAUAUAAUAAUGGAAUGCUGAACCAGUCAUUUUCAGAUAUUGGCUAUGAAAUUUAAAAUAUUGGACUUUAUAUUUUAAUACAGGUUUGAUUCUUGUAAUAGAGCUGUUUGGCCUUAUAUCUAUAAGAACAUUCUCAGAAUCUAAUGUCCAAUGGACUUGCAUUGUACAGAUAUUUUGAGUAUAUACUAACCCUGGAAAAUGUACACAGUUAUGCUUGUGGUUGUAACACUGUUGGAAGACGCACACUGUUCUAAGAUCUGAAAACAUUCCAGGAGCUGUCACUGUUUUCAUAAAUAGAUCUAUCAUUCACAUUACAUGUUACCGAGAGCAUGGGGCAUCAAGGUCUUCUUCAGACAUUCCUGUAACGAUAGAUGCAUCUGUGAAGUCUGGCGACAGAAAAGCUGUGGGUUUCUGUGGAAUGUCACUUGAGAAAGAGUGCUUUGAUCCAUUGGGUAGUUUGUUCACUGUAAGGUGGUUUACACAGGAAUGCAAUCAAAAAUUGAGUUUUUCAAAGGAUAAAAACCCCCCAAAAAAUAGUAAUUCGAAUGUGCCAUAAGGGUUUGCAUGCCUCAGUGUAAAUCAGUUCUUGUGGUCAUUGUCCUAAAUCUGUUAAUGUUUUUGUUACCUUUUUAUUCUGUGUUUUUUUUGUGUAAUGGUUUCUGUACAUAUCACUGAAAAAUGUAAAACAUUCAUUGUGCAUAAAUCAAGGGUAAGCAUUUGUUUCAGAGCUGCUAAACAACUGCACUGUUCACUGUACCGGUGAAAACUUUUCUUUAAUACACCUUUUCGGGGAUGUGAUUUUCUACCUUUCACCCUUUUAUCUGCAAGUGUCCUCAUAUUUUAAACAGUUCAGGGAUAGAUGUUAAUGCUUUUUAAUCACUUUCGGUAGUUUGAAUUCACUUUAAAACCUUGGGCGCCUGCUCUAUGCUCCCAGUAGUAGUACUGCAGCUCUCCUUUUCAUUUUCCGAAGACUCCCAAAGUUGUCUCACGAGGAAACUUUGGGUGACUUUAGAAAGCUGAAGGGAUCCGACUGCCAUCCCGUUGGCUAUUUAAAUUCUAGCUGGCAGGAAGGCAGUUCGGGGAGAUUAGUCGCCCGAAGAAGAAGCGAUUUUUCGCUGGGCGAACAAUCUCCCAAAAUAGCAGCGUGUGCCCUGGCCCUGGAAGAGUUACACAGAUAUUAACCCUUCUCAUAUUGGAUGUAUUCAUAGUUUUCUUUUCUUUUUUUUGAAGUGUAGACUUGAAGAGAUUUCUAAUGCAUUAUCCAUUGUCUAUAUUUCAUUUACUUUGUUGGCUACAUUUUAAAUCCCCUCCAUUGUCACUUGCCUAGGGCACUCUUGUCACUAUACCACAUUGCUGCGCCUGUUGACAAACCAAAGGCCUUUGUAUUGCUGAGCUCCUCUGGAUCACUUACAUAAGUGCCACUGUAAAAUGUUUUUCAGAAUCUGUACUUCGAGUGAUUGUGCAUUCUGCAAAGAGUUUGUGAUUUUGCUUGAACAUUCAUAUGGACCAGAGUGAAAGUCUUAAAAAUGCUUUUAUAUUUAUAUUUUUCUUUCACUCCGUUAUGUAUAAAAAAAAAAGGGGGUUCUCAAUAAACUUAUUUACUUGCAACACG
Molecule: messenger RNA, 2947 nt
Organism: Xenopus laevis (African clawed frog)
Lineage: Eukaryota; Metazoa; Chordata; Amphibia; Anura; Pipidae
Gene: rragc.S
Product: Ras related GTP binding C S homeolog
Biological process (GO): cellular response to starvation; cellular response to amino acid stimulus; response to amino acid
Cellular component (GO): cytosol; nucleus; lysosome
Molecular function (GO): GTPase activity; ribonucleoside triphosphate phosphatase activity; GDP binding
Source: RefSeq, marked provisional